This is a messenger RNA of Musa acuminata subsp. malaccensis (wild Malaysian banana), 2290 nucleotides long. Its product is annotated as two-component response regulator-like PRR95. Gene Ontology annotation, biological process: phosphorelay signal transduction system; cytokinin-activated signaling pathway. NCBI's taxonomy places the organism in Eukaryota, Viridiplantae, Streptophyta, Magnoliopsida, Zingiberales, Musaceae. Gene Ontology annotation, molecular function: protein binding. The record is from RefSeq and is a predicted model, not a curated record.
GGAUCGCUGCGGUGUCGCUUACCUCACCAACGAGAGAACCAAGAGGUGCGAAGGAACAGACGGCCGUGGCGUGGUUAGGGUUGGAGGUGGAUAUGGGGGCGAAAGAGGAGAGAGGAAGGUCAGGUGAAGAGGAGGCGGAGGCGGAGGCUGUGGUGGCGGGAGAAGGGGAAGUGGAGGAGGAGGAGAUGGUCUUGCCGAACAUGUCGGUUAGGGUGCUGCUUGUGGAGGGGGAUGAUUCCACCCGGCAGAUCAUUGCCGCGCUCCUCAGGAAGUGUGGCUACAGAGUUGCUGCAUCAUCAUCAGAUGGCUUGAAGGCAUGGGAAACACUGAGGGAGAAACCCCAGAGUAUAGACCUUGUUUUGACUGAAGUUGACUUGCCAUCAGUCUCUGGAUAUGGCCUUCUCAGCAUGAUAAUGGAUCACGAGACAUGCAGGAAUAUUCCAGUCAUAAUGAUGUCUUCACAUGAUUCCGUCAGCAUUGUUUUCAAGUGCAUGUUGAAAGGUGCAGCCGACUUUCUCAUUAAACCAAUCCGCAAGAAUGAGCUUAGGAAUUUGUGGCAGCAUGUUUGGAGAAGGCAAAUUGCAAGUGGACAGAGUGGUGUGCAUGAGAUUCAAGAUAAAUGUGAUGCAAAGCAUAAACUGAAAGCUCAUUCCAGAAAAGGAGGACAUUCAACCGAUUACACAUAUAAGGAAUGCAGUGAUGCUCAAAGCUCUUGUGCAAGGUCAGAUGUGGCAACUGACAUUAAACACAACCACUUGGAGCUCAAGCAGCGAAAAGCAGUGGAAGCAUCUGUAACUCUGAAUGAUGGAGAGAAUAUUCAAUUCUACAAUGCACCAUUCUAUAAUGAAAAUGCAGCUAAUGCAGCCAGUAAAAAUGUGGAUGUGAUACAAAAAGAAUGCAUGGACUCCAACACUAUCACCAAUGAGAAAGAUGGCCAGAAAUGUUAUCAUGACAUAACUUCUAUAAUCCGAGUGAUUGAUAAUCAAUCAAAGGGUACUCUUCAAUCUAGAGGCAGAAACACUGUUCAAAGUGGGUCUUCAGACAUGGCAAUUCAUGAUAUUGAUGUUAUUCACAAGUCUUGCCCCACACCUCACUUGGAGCUCUCUCUAAAAAGAUGCGAGAGAAUAUUUCCUGAGAAGCAUGACUAUGAUGAGAUCAAUGUGUGGAACCAUUCAAAUUCAUCAGCCUUCUCACUGUACAAUUCCAGAACAGUAAUGCCUACCUCGAUGAAUUCAGGAUCUAAAGGCAAUGACCCGAAUUGUACUGAACAUUCAAAAUAUCAAGGUUCUACUAUAAAUAUGGAAGAGACGACGUUCGAGGUUGUAGAACAUUCAGUUCAAUGCAAUCCCCUUCAAGUUAUUCCAUUCACUCUUCCAGUUGGAAGCAUGCCCUUGUGUUCUGAGUAUGAUACAGCAAUGCAACACAUGAUCUAUACAGAGUCAGAUCAUAAAUUUUGGAGUACAAGUCCAUCUGUAUGGCUAAAAACUACCACAGAGACAAACUCAUCGCACCAACCUACCCAAGAAGACCAGGACUCUGUGGAAGGUGGCAUUCCAGAUGGCAAGAACACUAGAAGUUCAUCUUAUCAUAAUGUGCAAGAGCAGGAAGAACAUAUGGAAGUCGAUAAACAGAGGCACAUUUUAUCAGCAGCUGGUGAAAGUGGUAGUAGUAGCAUAUGUAAUGGUGGAAGAAGUCAACCUAAUAGCAGUGCUAGUGGGGGUGUUCUCAGUGGAACUACCGGACACACGUUUGCAACAAAUAUUUUCGGGCCCAUCACAGUGACGGUAAAUGAUGAGGUCAAAUUGGCUCGUGAAGGAACCAAGGUAACAGAUGGUAGCAUGAGCCAAAGAGAAAUGGCUCUAAACAAAUUUCGAUUGAAGAGGAAAGAAAGAUGUUUUGAAAAGAAGGUUCGGUAUCACGCCAGAAAAUUACUUGCAGAGCAGCGUCCUCGAGUGAAAGGACAAUUUGUUCGUCAAGCAAAACUCAAUCCUCAGCCAACAUUUGCAGGUGCCUUUUAGAGUGAUUCAGCCGCUUGGUAGCUUCGGCAUCCGAAGACAUCUUAUCAUGCAAGUCAAAUGAAUGGGUGUGCUUUGUGAAAUAGAAAUUCAAUAUGAAUUGAGGUGGAAUACUCGUCAACAAAAUUCUCAAGAACAUGUGGUGAUUUGAGGUAUUUACUUGCUCAGAUCGAAUGUGAGCUUUUUUUGUAUGUUGUAUAUAAUCAUACGUUGUAGUUGUCUUGUUUGUUUCUUGUCUCUACAUGCUUUCAUCAACUAGUUUUGAUGUUUUUCAC